Dunckerocampus dactyliophorus (ringed pipefish) is the source of this 6071-nucleotide messenger RNA. RefSeq lists its product as uncharacterized. Gene Ontology annotation, biological process: DNA replication. Lineage: Eukaryota; Metazoa; Chordata; Actinopteri; Syngnathiformes; Syngnathidae. The coding region runs from base 1511 to 6034 and encodes 1507 amino acids. Gene Ontology annotation, molecular function: DNA binding; nucleotide binding; DNA-directed DNA polymerase activity. The transcript has 5 exons. The record is from RefSeq and is a predicted model, not a curated record.
UAGUGUAUGGAGUCUCUCAAGCAGAAAGAAUGGUGGGGGUCUCAUGUUUCCUGGGGAACAGGAUCUGCUUGGGGCGAUGAAGAAACAUAUCUGAUGGGGGUGUUUUCUGGUAACUAUGAUCAUUAGGUUGGGGCCCCGUGGUUCACAUGAGAUCAUUUUAAUACUCGCGCCAUUUUUGUAGUAGAUGAGGAUUUCCUGGGCGUGAUCUAUGGGGGUCUCUCAAGCAAAAAGAAAGAAUGGUGGGGUGCUGUCUCGGGUGUGUGAAAUAUAUAAUAUCAAUAGGGUGUCUCGUUUUCCCACGGGAGAAGACAAUGUGCUUGUAGUUUUAAAAAACAUAUCUCAUGGGGGUGUUUUUUAGGUAACUAUAAUCAAUAGCGGGGGCCUCAUGGCUCCCGUGUCAAUAGCGGGGGCCCAUGGUUCACAUGAGAUCAUUUUAAUACCAUUUUUAUAGUAGAUGGGGGUUUCUUUGGACUGAUCCGUGGCGGGGUCUUUUUUAGCUAGCUCUAAUCAAUACUAGGGGCCUCAUGGUUUGUAUAAAAAAGACAAUGUGAUUGAGGCUUUAAAAAACAUAUCUGGCACUUAAACAUUCCUCCCCUAUUGUAUAAAAUGGUAUAAAAGGCAGGUGUCGACGGUAGGUUUCCAGAUCACUCGCAAAAAUCAGCGAACAACGUCAAGACAGAGAGUUUGAACACAGAGCCUGGAGACGACUACAAGACAUCGGACAUUGACAUGGGCUGUUGCAUGUACGAGAGCUGCAUCUUCACCAAUUGAAGUGAUCGAUCUGACUUCACCGCCACCAGUGGCCCUAGUGUCACCGGUCCAAAACCCAAUGCAGGGAUUUAAUGUGGACUUUAUAACGCCUCAAAACCAGGCACAAGGAUUUGCAGAGGGCGAUCGCUCUACGAUAGACGGGGGAGUUUGGGGACAGACUUCGGGAUUCGUGGAAAACACUUUAACACCGCCGGUCCAAAACCCACUGCAUUUUAUUGUGGGGUUUACAAGUCCAAACUCAAGUCACGGGAUUGCGCCACUGACCCCCUCAACGCUGGAUGUGACAGAGGGAGAAAACGACACAGAAUUCGAGGAAAACACAGCAGAGUCCGAUGUGGGACAAGAAACGGGACAGGAGGAGACAUCUGACGCUGGAGUCUACAACCAGGAAAGAUUUCAUUAUUUUCCAGAUAGUGAAAGUGAAUAUGUUGACAUGCAAGCUCUAAAUCAGAGGGAUAUAGUCUCAGACAAUGAUGGAAUUGAAACAGUGGAUUUCAACACCUCUGUGCUAAUUGUCGAACAAGUGUUCAGAAGAUACAUGUAUGAUAUAGCAUGUUUAAAUCGCCGCAUGAUUGAGAAUAUAUAUAAUCAACUUAGACAGAACGUUAGACGCAAGCAUUCUGUCAAUUCAUAUUCAGCUAACGCUAGACGUGCCACUCGUGAACAAAGAACACUGCCACAAAGAGUCCAUCGCAGGUUGCAAUUUGAAGACUAAUUUUUGAUCGGGUGAUAAAGACAAAUGGCUGAACCAGAUCACAACAAUUCCCCUGAAAUUAGAGAGCAUCUCCUCCACUUGAUCUCUGAGAUAAACCGAGAAAGAUCCGAAGGCGGGGCUAAUCAGGGUUCUCCCCGAAACAGUCCAAUUCUGCCUCAGCAUGAUUCACCUGAAAGAGGGGGAGAAGUUUUUCUUCCAUCCCCUGAUGAGCUAAUUUCCUUGCUCCAAAUGUACAGAUACCCCUCCCCCGUUCCGCAUAGCAGUGCGGAAUCAGAUCACAACAAUUCCCCUGAAAUUAGAGAGCAUCUUCUCCAGUUGAUCUCAGAGAUCAACUGUCAAAGAUCUGAAGGCCGGGCUAAUCAGCCUUCUCCCCAAAAUAGCCCAAUUCAGGCUCGGCAUGAUUCACCUGAAAGAGGGGGAGAAGUUUUUCUUCCAUCCCCUGAUGAGCUAAUUUCCUUACUCCAAAUGUACAGAUACCCCUCCCCCGUUCCUUCGCCCGUAUCGCAAAGCAAUGUUGACUCAGGACCUUGGUCUCCAUCAGACAGUCAGUGUUGUGAUGCACUCAACAGUCAAAUAGAUGACCCGUGGUCUCCAUCAGACAGUCAGUGUUGUGAUGCACUCAACAGUCAAAUAGAUGACCCGUGGUCUCCAUCAGACAGUCAGUGUUGUGAUGCACUCAACAUUCUGGAAAGAGGCCAUCAGGUGGGGGGUGGGGGCGAGGGUGAACAGACAGAGAGCGUCAUCAAUCAGAGUAAUGAGGGUCAAUCCACAUCUAUGGGGAUAAACAACACAAAUAGUGCGGCUGUUAAUGUUCCAGCACCUUGCACUAGUGAUGACAUGCAUGUCACAAACCGUGAAAGAUUUAAUAAUGUUGAGAUUCGCUCUUUCCUUCGCUUUCCACCACCAUCUGCAAUUCCCAAUUUUCGUGAAUUUUAUUUGAAUGUCACAAAUGGUUUUCGCGAUAGGAUUUCAAGCAUGAUUCACAGAGCUGAUGUCCAGCCAAAUGACGUUAUCCAAGUUAAUCUGCGUGCUGAUCGUUUGCAAGACGAUGUCUCAAUGAGCGUGCGUUAUGGAGAGGGGACAGUGUCACAAUUACAGGAACUUUUAGACAGAUUAGUCCAGAGUAAUAUGUCUGUUUUCACCGAUGGAUCGCUUGAGCUAAUUGUCAAUUUUGUGAAGGCUCCGCGGGGAGGGGGUAAGAGACGAAUUGAAUCAUGUCUUGCGAGCGAAAUUGUGAAGAAAAAAGCACGACAUUUAUUUGUACUCCCCAAUCCCGAUCAAACAUGUUUUGCUGUAAAUCUGGCAUUACUGACAAAUCCGAAGUUGACGAUGAUGGAAGCCAUAAAGGCAGGCUGGGACAUCCAUACCAGAGCAGGUCUGACUGCUGAUACAAUGGUCACAUUCGAUGAUGUUGUCAAAUUUGAGGAGCUGUUAGCGUGUAAAAUUGUUAUCUUUUACCAAACGUCUGACAGAGAAAAAAACAACAACCUGGUUACAUUUCAAACAGGAACACCCGAACGAGACACAAUACGCUAUCUGCUUUUACACAAUAAUCAUUUUUACGGGAUAAAUAAUAUUAAGGGAUUUCUAGGUGUGAAGUUUUUCUGUAAACAUUGUCACACAGGGUAUCAGUGUCAAUAUAAGCAUUUCUGUGAAAAAAGCUGCAACAUCUGUUGCACAGAUUGUAAACAGGGUCCAAUUCAAAAAACCUACUGUGCUGAUUGCAAUCGAUUCUGUACAAAUAGACAAUGCUACGAACGACAUCGCGAGAAAAAAUGGCAUCCGAAAAUCAAAAAGAUGGCCAGCAUGUGUCAGACCAAUAAAACAUGUCCUAGAUGUAAAUCAUUGUACUACACAUCUAUCAGAGAUCCUAAAGAGCAUACUUGUGCUAUCAAGAUGUGCACAAUUUGUAAACAACCUAAAACAACAUUGUCGUCUCGUAACAAUGAGUUAGAGCAGACAUCAGCUAAUAACUCUAUGAUUGAAAGCGGCGAAGAUAAACAUGUCUGUUACAUGCGUACAAAACCAAUCAAAUCUGAAAAAGAAAUACAUGAAAAAAAGAUUGUAUUUUUUGAUUUUGAGACUUCUCAAACCACUGGAACCCAUCUUCCGGUGCUUGUGGUGGCUCAGUCACUUAAUGGUGAGCGCCGUGUCUGGAAGGGGCAUUCAUGCGCUUUAAAAUUUCUUCUCCAUUUCCGACAGAAAAAACAUAAACAGACAACUUUCAUUUCCCAUUUUGGCAAAGGUUUUGAUCAUCAUAUCAUCUUGAAUGCUUAUGUAACUCAAGGUUUGUCACCGUCUGUGAUAGCACAAGGGAGUAAAAUAAUCCUGAUCCUGGAUAAUGACUUUCAACUUAAAUUUAUUGACUCGUUCUCAUUUAUUCCUAUCCCACUCAGAGACUUUUCCAAGGCGUUGGGAUGUAAGACACAGCUUAAAAAAGGCUACUUCCCACACAGAUUUACCGAUCUUUCAAAAAAUGGCUAUAGAGGAAGCUAUCCACCGGCCGAGAUGUACUCACCUGACGAAAUGAGUCCAAAACAAAGAGAGGAUUUCCUUAACUGGUAUCAGACUGUCAAAGAUCAAGAGUUUGACUAUGAUGCAGAGUUAGUAUCUUACUGUGAAAACGAUGUUGAAAUCUUAGCCGAGGGUGCAAGCAAUUUCCGUAAUGAAUUCAUAAAAACAACAGACUGUGAUCCUUUUGACAGUGUGACCAUUGCUUCAGCAGCUUUGAAUGUCUUUCAAACAAAAUUUUUAAAACCCAAUACAAUCGCGAUUCCCUGUCCUAACAAUUACAAAACAAACAGCAAGGCUUUCUCACAUGCGUCUAUACAGUGGCUUGAGUAUGAGGCCUUCUCACGGGGGAUUUCAAUAAGACAUGCUUUGAACGGAGGUGAAGUUAAAUUUGGGCGUUAUUCAGUUGAUGGAUAUGGAGAGUUAAAUGGAGGGAAAGUUGUCUUUGAAUUUCUAGGCUGUUAUUUUCAUGGCUGUCCAAAGUGUUAUAUGGGAAGUGAUGUUUCUCCAUUGUCAAAGACUUGUUUUAGUGAGGUGUACUCUGAGACUUUGAAAAGGCUGGAUCGAUUACAAAACGAUUACAAGGUGCAAACUGUGGUGAUCAAGUGGGAACACGAAUGGAGUGUACAGAAAAAAACAGACCCGAAUGUUAAAUCUUUCUUAGAGAGGUUUCAAGAACCAAUUCCGUUAGAUCCCAGAGCAGCCUUAUAUGGAGGCCGUACGGCUGCUAUCCGUCUCCGCCAUGUUGUCAGCCCAGGUGAGCGUGUAAAUUACGUUGAUUUCACAUCGUUGUAUCCGUUUGUAAAUGCACAUUUUCACUACCCAUUAGGGCAUCCGAAAAUAAUUCGAAAGGAUUUUGACAGCAUUGAAAAUUACUUUGGAUUAAUACAUGCUAAAGUUUACCCUCCACGUCAACUGUUUUUCCCUGUACUGCCUAUUAGAAACGACAAAGGGAAAUUAAUUUUCACACUGUGUCGAUUAUGUGCACUCGUGAACAAUCAAACUACUGACUGUACACACAAUGAUGAAGAACGGGCCCUCCAAGGGGUGUGGGUAACGAUAGAAGUAAUCGAGGCAGUGCGAAAGGGGUAUUUUCUGGCUGAAAUUUACGAAAUAUGGAACUUCGAAGAGAAAUCAGAUGUGCUGUUUAAAGACUAUAUCUACACUUUCCUUAAACAGAAGCAAGAGGCGUCGGGCUACCCUAGCGGAGUUGAAACUCUUCAGACUAAACAGGGUUACAUCCGUGACUAUAAAGAGAAGCAAGGUAUCGAUCUCGAUCCGGAAAAAAUUGUCUACAACCCCGCAAAAAGACAGAUUGCCAAACUACUGCUAAAUUCUCUCUGGGGAAAACUAGCACAAAGAUCAAACCAGCUCUCAACCAGUCUGGUGAGCACACCGCAACGCUUUUUUGAAUUUCUCUUUUCUAGCAAGUACGACAUUUCACAGUUUCACUUCAUAAAUGACGAUAUUGCACUUGUUCAAUGGCGCCAUAAUUCUAGGUGUGUCUUACCCCCAGGCGACGCAAAUAUUUUUCUAGCGGCGUUCACAACUUCUUAUGCACGACUUGAACUUUACAAGCAAUUAGAUUUGCUCCAAGAUCGUGUUCUGUACUGUGACACUGAUUCUAUCGUUUACACAAGCAGCCCCUCUGAUCAAUAUAACCCUCCACUCGGUAAUUAUCUCGGAGAUUUGACAUCAGAAUUAGAUCAUGGAGACUACAUAUGCAAUUGGAGCGCUGCGGGUCCCAAAUCGUAUGCCUAUCUCACACAACAGGGUAAGGUGACUUUACGUGCUAAAGGGAUUACACAAAAUUAUGAAAACUGUAAAAAAAUUAACUUUGACAGCCUCACAGAUCUGGUAGAGGGAUAUCUCAGAGAGCCGGACAAUCGGCGUGAAAUCUCUACACAUUACAAUAAAAUUACUCGCAAUAUGAAAGCCUUUGAACUCACUAAUAAACAACGCAUAAUCAACUUCGCAGUUGUCUAUGAUAAAAGACGACUCCUUGCAGAUGGAAAAACAUUACCAUUUGGUUAUUAGUUCCAGGAUGAAACGGCAGCAAUUUCUGAAAAGGACU